Venustampulla echinocandica is the source of this 1308-nucleotide messenger RNA. Its product is annotated as putative monooxygenase. NCBI's taxonomy places the organism in Eukaryota, Fungi, Ascomycota, Leotiomycetes, Helotiales, Pleuroascaceae. The record is from RefSeq and is a predicted model, not a curated record. The transcript is spliced from 3 exons. Gene Ontology annotation, molecular function: monooxygenase activity; FAD binding. The coding region runs from base 1 to 1308 and encodes 435 amino acids. Gene Ontology annotation, biological process: secondary metabolite biosynthetic process.
AUGACGACUCUCGACCGAGCUCCUGAUUCUGGAAUCCGCGUCAUUAUAGUUGGCACUGGCUUUGCUGGUUUAACUGCCGCAAUCGAAUGCCAUCGCAAGGGCCACUCAGUCCUCGUCCUUGAAUCUUUCCCGGAACUCAAACUCCUCGGUGACAUUAUUAGCUUUGGACCAAAUUCUGCCCGAAUAUUCCAGCGCUGGCCGGGCAUAGACGAGAAACUCGAUGCCAUAAGCCAUAAAUCUGAAGGGAUAUUGCUCAAGAAUUUCAAAGGGGAGACCCUUGUCAAGCAGACCUGGGGCGAAGAGGCGCGCAUUUUUGGAAGGAAAUAUGAUGGCCACCGGGGAGAGAUCCACCAGAUAGUGUAUCAACAUGCCCUGGAUUCCGGGAUUGAUAUUCGGUUGGGCCAUAAAGUUGUGGAUUACUUCGAGACUGAUACUGAAGCGGGAGUCAUCGCAAAUGGGGCCAGGUUUGUGGGCGAUCUAGUCCUCGCCGCAGAUGGCGUCCGUUCCAAAGGGAGAACCAUUGUACUUGGACACGAGGAUAAACCGAAGGCCUCUGGAUAUGCGGUAUAUCGGACAUGGUUCGAUUCCGGCAAGCUGGCCAAGGAUCCGGAUCUUGACUUCCUAUUCAAAGGCGAGGAACAUCACAGUGCUUGGCUCGGUCCCGAUGUCCAUUUCAUUGCGGCAACCUUGAAUGAUGGGAAGGAUUUCUCUUGGGUCUGCACUCAUAAGGAUGACGCCGAUGUGGAAGAAAGUUGGCAGGCCCACGCUCCGCUGUCAGAUGCUCGCAAAUGUCUAGAAGGGUGGGACCCGAUCAUCCACAAGAUCCUAGAUGAAACCCCUGAUCCAGUGAUCGAUUGGAAGUUGGUUUAUCGAGAUCCUCUCCCGACCUGGGUAUCACCUAAACGGAGGAUAGCAUUGAUAGGCGACGCAGCACAUCCGUUCCUCCCAACAUCAAUCCAAGGCGCCAGCCAGGCAAUGGAGGACGGCGCCACUAUUGCCGUUUGCUUGGUGAAGAGUGGGAAGCCGCACGUCCAGGACGCCUUAGCCGCGUUUGAAUCUCUACGAUAUGAGCGUGUACGUGCUGCACAGAAGACCGGAGAGACGACGAGGGAUGCAUGGCAUAAAGCCGACUGGGAAACAGUCAAGAAGAACCCGGACAGUAUGAAGCUGAAGCGCGACGGCUGGUUGUUGAAUUUCGACGCAGAAGUGUAUGCAGAGGAGAAUUAUGCUGCUACUGUGGCGCUCCUGGGUGAUAAGGCUGCUGCGAGGGACUUCAACUUACCGAAGACGGCGGAGAUAAGUACCUAG